Messenger RNA from Heterotrigona itama, 1085 nucleotides. The record is from the annotation of a GenBank genome assembly. NCBI's taxonomy places the organism in Eukaryota, Metazoa, Arthropoda, Insecta, Hymenoptera, Apidae.
AUGAAGCAGCACGAUGAAGUCAGAAACGAAUUUGUUUACCCCUCGAGACGAACAAACGAGAAUCUGCGAUUAAUUCCCUCGAUCACUCUGAAAUUGGAGGCCAAGUUCAACGGCGAAGGUCCAGCUUCCGCAGAAAUGCCUCCGAUCGACAAAGGCGACAAACUGCCUAGCGUGACUUUGUACGAAGCUCUGCCGGAAAAUCAAACGAAUAUACUGGAUCUGGUGGCUGAGAAGAAAGCCAUCAUCUUUGGAGUUCCUGGUGCUUUCGUUCCAGGAUGUUCCAGGGUACAUCUCAGAGGAUUCAUUGAAAAAUCAACAGACCUCAAGUUCCUAGGCUUCGAAGAGAUUAUCUGCGUGUCAGUCAAUGAUCCAUUUGUGAUGUCUGCCUGGGGAAAUGCCAGAGGAGCAAACGAUAAAGUGAGAAUGCUGGCGGAUCCCGCUGGAUCAUUUACCAAGGCUAUUGGUAUGGACACAGACAUUCCAGAAUUGGGAGGGACCAGGAGCAGAAGAUACUCCAUGGCCACCGUGAAUGGCAUCGUGAAAGAGUUAUUCAUAGAUGCAGCCAACGUCAAGCUUACGUGUUUGCAGACGGACGAGGUGGAGAUAGCUCAGUCGGUAGAGCAUCAGACUCUUAAUCUGAGGGUCCAGGGUUCGAAUCCCUAUUCGGGUGGAAAAAAAAGAUAUUGUCCUUUAGGACAACAGCACGAGGAGAGCCUCUAUGUGUAUAAAAAGGUCCCAGAGCUCUCCCAACGUGCGGAGGACAGUCAUCGUGGAGGCUCUUCUUAAAAACUGGCGAAUUUCAGAAAUCUAACAAAACAGGCGAAUUUCAAAAAUCUAAGAGACAGUCGAAUUUCAGAAAUCCAACGAAACAGUUGAAAUUGCAGAAAUUUAGGGAAACCGAAUGUGCAUACAGUAUACGUAUAUACAUUAGUCUCACGACGAAGUUGCAAACGUUCAAGGCCGAUGCAAAUGACCAUCCGCCUGAUAAUCUAAAGUGGGCUUUUAAACAAGCGCAUCCAGCGCGCGCGGUGAAUGGAGACACGCAAUUGGUACUUUGUCGCAAGUGCAACGUGAUUCCAUCGUAA